UCCUCCAGAAAUCUCAUCUUCCACUCUGAAAAACUUGAUAGUCACGGGUUGUACUACUCACAGUGGUCAUGUGCUGACCAUCACAGCUCCAGCUCUUUUGUUUCUUUUGACCUGGUAAUUACUGUUGUUGGAUGGAGCUCGGCAGCCUGGGAUGGUGUUUUGGUGAAUGAGAUGCCAGCCCUUGCAAAAGCAACAGUUUGUUUGAAACAAGACAUGCAAUCUGUCAGCAGCUCACCAAAAGGUCCAUGCAAGCUUCUUUGCAAUCUGAUUAAUGUGAAAAAAUUAGAGCUAUCAGGUUUAAAAACAUUGUCGAUACUUCAUGGGGAAUCAGAAGAUACUUUCCCAACAUUUUCUAAUCUCAGAACCUUGUUGUUCGAUGGAUGUGAUCUGAGUGAUGACUUCGAGAUGCUGGGAUGCUUUCUGAACAACACCCCAAGUUUAGAGAAGCUUACUCUGCAAUAUUGCAAGCUCCCAGAAGGUUCCAAGAAAAGGAAAAGAAUGGAAAAUCCAAAGAGGAUGUCUAUAAAAUGUCAUGACACACUUACUUUCCAGUGCCCAAACUUGAAGUUGACCGAAAUCAAGUAUAAAGAAGACGAUGUCCACCAGCUGUUUGGCCUUUUGUCUGGCAUUUGGAGGAAUCUACGGAAGACUACCAUCAUUCUUACCAAAGCCUGAAGUAUCAAAUCCCAGUACCUUUUGCAAUGCUUCUGACGUCUAGUUGCUUUGAAAUGUGGCAUGACCUAUGCGAUCUUCUGCUAUCUUUUGAAGCACCUCGUUUGGGUUUUUGGGGUUCUCUAGAUGCCUGAUGGUAACGGUGCUUACCAUCUAUAAGUAAUGAAACUGUUGUGGCCUAUGGCCUGAUUGUACGUAGUGACGACUGAUGACUAUAUUAGGCUGAUGGCCAUAAGCAAAUCUUAUGAACAGAUCAGCGUUACUUUGUUCGCCACAUAUGAAA
Panicum virgatum (switchgrass) is the source of this 955-nucleotide messenger RNA. RefSeq lists its product as uncharacterized. Lineage: Eukaryota; Viridiplantae; Streptophyta; Magnoliopsida; Poales; Poaceae. The coding region runs from base 172 to 675 and encodes 167 amino acids. The transcript is spliced from 3 exons. The record is from RefSeq and is a predicted model, not a curated record.